UGGCAGGGGCGGCCCCGGGCGGGCCGAGGGCGCCUCUGCCGGGCUCGGGCGGCGCUGCCGCUCCCCGCCUCCUCCGCCUGGCAGCCGGGCGGGCAGGCACCGGGAGAGGGAGAACGAGAGGGAAAGGGAGGGCGCCCAGCUCGCCGCCGCCCCGGAGCCGUGGCAGCGCGGCCGGCCUGGGCGGCAGCCGGACCCCGGCCCGCCCGCCCGGCAGCGGGAGCGCCUCCGCCACCGCCGCCCGCCCGGGGCCGCCGCGGCGGCCAGCGGAGCCCCCGCCGGCCAUGGAGCUCUCCCUGCGGCUGCUCCUGGCGUCCUGCCUCUCGCUGGGGGCGGCCGCGGAAUUUGACAGAAGGUGGCCCAGACAAAUGGUCUCAUCUGCAGGACUAUGUCGGUUUGGAAGCAGAAUUGACUGCUGCUGGGGCUGGGCCAGAGUGGCCUGGGGACAGUGCCAACCAUUCUACGUCUUAAGGCAGAGAAUAGCCAGCCUAAGGUGCCAGCCCAAAGCUAUAUGCCAGCCAGGAUGCAAACACGGUGAAUGCAUUGGGCCAAACAAGUGUAAGUGCCACCCAGGAUACACUGGAAAAACCUGCAACCAGGAUCUGAAUGAGUGCGGACUAAAGCCGCGGCCGUGCAAGCACCGGUGUAUGAAUACCUACGGCAGCUACAAGUGCUACUGUCUGAACGGCUACAUGCUUAUGCCAGAUGGAACCUGCUCAAAUGCCCUUUCUUGCCUGAUGGCAAACUGUCAGUAUGGCUGUGACAUACUGAAAGGGGAGGUGCGCUGCCGCUGUCCUUCUCCUGGGCUGCAGCUUGGGCCUGAUGGCAGGACUUGUGUCGAUAUUGAUGAAUGUGCUACUGGGAGGGUUCUCUGCCCCCGAUUUAGGCACUGUGUCAAUACUUUCGGGAGCUACAUUUGCAGGUGUCAUAAAGGCUUUGAUCUGAUGUACAUCGGAGGCAAAUACCAGUGCCAUGAUAUAGAUGAAUGUUCCCUUGGCCACCAUCAGUGUGGUAGUUUUUCUCACUGCUACAACACUCCAGGAUCCUACAAAUGCAAAUGUAAAGAAGGGUACAGAGACAAUGGAACAAACUGCAUACAAAGGCCAGUGACCAGGCCGACAGUUCGUCCAACGCCUGGGCCAGCAACUCGUCCAACACCUGGGCCAACAACUCAUCCAACACCUGGGCCAACAACUCAUCCAACACCUGGGCCAACAACUCAUCCAACACCUGGGCCAACUCAGCCUGCACCCAGAACAACGACUAGACUGACACCCAGGCCAACCACGAGAUAUGUGCCAGUGACAACAAGCCUGGUCACUACAUCAGUGACGAAGCCUCCACCUACAACAACUCCUCAGCCUACGACAGUAAGACCUACACUACCACCACAAAGAACUCCUCUGGUAACAACUGAAGAGCCUUCACAUGUUCCCAUUGAAACUACAUCUUCCCAAGGAGUUAUCGAUGACAACAGGAUCCAGCCAGAUCCUCAGAAGCCCCGAGGAGACGUGUUCAUUCCACGCCAGCCUGGAGUCAGCAAUAAUCUGUUUGAAAUACUUGAAAUUGAAAGAGGCAUUACAGCUGAUGAAUUUGAAGCAAAUGAUGACCCAGGCGUUCUGGUGCACAGCUGCGAUUUUGACAGUGGACUGUGUGGAUGGAUCAAGGACAAAGAUGAUGACUUGCACUGGGAGCCAGUGAGAGAUGCAUCAGGGGGACAGUACCUUAGCAUCUCUGAUCCCAAGGGCAAAGAAGGAGGAGUAGCACAUCUUAUCCUGCCAUUGGGGCACGUGGCUCAGGCUGGAGAUUUGUGCCUGUCCUUUAGGCAUAAGGUGCCUGGAUUGCAUUCUGGUUCCCUCCAAGUCUUUGUAAGGAAAAACGGUGCUCACGGCCCAGCUCUUUGGGGAAGAAAUGGUGGCCAUGGCUGGAGACAGACACACCUAAGUUUACAAGGACUGGGCAUCAAGAGUGUUAUUUUCAGAGGUGAGAAGGGGAAAGGAAGAACUGGGGAUAUUGGACUAGAUGAUGUGGUCUUGAGGAGAGGACGCUGCUCUGAAGAGCAUUAGCCAAAACAAUGGACCAGCAGUCAUUCUCUCUUGCCCUACCAAACUUUGAAACAGAACUACGUGGAAAAGAAGAAUAAGUGGGAGAGCAGCAACUUCUUAGUGGUCUGCUAAGUGCAAUCUCAUGGAAAUGUCACUUAAAUACAUGGAGAGCACCUCCCAGGAUGGAAGAAAUCCAGUCUCAGGCUGGUUCUUUCUAUUAAUCCUUACCCUAAAUCAUAUUUUGUAUGAAAUAACUUUGUCCCCUGUUAAGUCUGGUGAGUACUCACAGAAAGAGCACUUUUGAAAAAGGGAGAAUUAAUUACAAGUGGUAGCAAAAGGAAGCUCCAUCUCAAAGUUUCAGUGUUAACUGGCAGCCAUUAUCAUCCCAUAGUGCUGUCUUUGAUUAAUUUGUGUGAGUUACAUUGGAUUAGUGAAAGCCUGGACCUGAACUUUGGCUUACUGCCACUGACCUUUGAAGAAAGGUUUUUUCAUAUAUGAAAUAGCAUUUAUUUUGCUGUUGCAUCUGCAUUAACCAAAACCAGUUAUAGAGAUUAGGCAUUGCAUCCUGUAAUGUUGCUACUGCUGUGUUUUGUGUAUAUGUGUAUGGUUAACAUAUUUAUGUUUUUCGUAUUUACAAGCUCUAGUUGCAGGGUAAUUGGCAGCUGUACUUUCUUUUUGUACAAGACAGGAGUUUAGCAUCUUCAAUACUGCUGGUCAUGCCAAAUUUUCAAAGUCAGUUAAUGGUGCUCAUUGAAAAAUGCUGGUGCAGUUUUUCACGUUGUAACAUCCUGAAGGCAAAAGACUAAAUGCUCACCUGAUGGAAGCUGGCAUCUGAAAAUGCUGUACAAGUUUGCAUCGAGCUCACAAGGUCCAGCCAGAAGCUCCUGGUUCAGCUGAAGACUGAGCAGCCAGGAGAUGAACUUGGAUCAUAUAAGGUUGACACUGCCAGGAAUGAUUCCUUCCCACAGGUGGCACAAGCAUGAGGAAAAAGGGCAGCUGCAUUAACACUGUACAAGCAAUUCAGACCAUGAAAUUCCUUGAGUGGUCUUUGUCAAAUGUCCAUACUCCGCCCAACCUUCUGUAUAUAAUAAGCAUUUUAUUCUUUAGAACUAGAAAAACUAUUAGCUCUAGUGGGAAAUGAGUAUUUAUCAAAACUUUGGACUAAUUUUCUAGUUAUGUAUCAUGUGUGUGCUGUGCAGUUUCCCAGGGAAUUCUUCUGUUUGGUUUGGAAUUUUUAAAGUGGGUAUCAUCAUCAUUGCUAGCAAUUCUAAAAUUGACAAAGUAAUUUUAACAUUUAAGAAAAUGAUGAGAUUGGUAAAAUAUUGUUAGUGGUGCAGCCUUAAGCUUAAAAAAAAAAAUCUCAGUUUCUUUGAAUAUAAAUACAGUGUAAAAUAAAUGUCAGCUGCAUAGCGUGUUCAGUCUUGUACAAAGUUCACAGACACAGAUUUGGAAGACCUUUAGAGAGGUUAUAUUCCAAAUCCCUGUUCCUGACAAAGUACCAGUCUGAAAAUACUUUUCCCCAUUCAUCCCCUAGGACAAAACAUGGUCUGUAGAGCAGAAAUGUAUGUGACCAAACAGAGAGUCUCCUGUACAACUGCAGCAGCAAACAUUUUGAAAAGGAAAAAACAAUGUGUUUGUAAACAUUAAAUUUUAAACUAUUUUGCUUCA
Messenger RNA from Oenanthe melanoleuca, 3710 nucleotides. RefSeq names its product nephronectin (gene NPNT). The coding region runs from base 282 to 2063 and encodes 593 amino acids. Gene Ontology annotation, molecular function: calcium ion binding. The transcript has 13 exons. Gene Ontology annotation, cellular component: membrane. Lineage: Eukaryota; Metazoa; Chordata; Aves; Passeriformes; Muscicapidae. The record is from RefSeq and is a predicted model, not a curated record.